This is a messenger RNA of Micropterus dolomieu (smallmouth bass), 5209 nucleotides long. Its product is annotated as cAMP-specific 3',5'-cyclic phosphodiesterase 7B-like. The transcript is spliced from 12 exons. Gene Ontology annotation, molecular function: 3',5'-cyclic-AMP phosphodiesterase activity. The record is from RefSeq and is a predicted model, not a curated record. Lineage: Eukaryota; Metazoa; Chordata; Actinopteri; Centrarchiformes; Centrarchidae. The coding region runs from base 437 to 2041 and encodes 534 amino acids.
GGAGAGAGAAUGCGGCAGAAGGAGGCAGCAGACCGUCAGCGGCCGACUCCGGGAGAGAGGGAUAGAGACGGAUUCUCACUUCUUUCAUCGGGCUUUACAGCGCUUCUUUUCCCUGCACCUUUUUUAUCACUCCACACCCAUUCUCUUUCAGUUUCCCUGUCCCUCUGUCCUUCCUGCUGCUGAUUCUGUCUCUCCCUGCUGUUUUUUUAUUCUGCUGUCCUACAUCCCGACUUGCUACUAUCUCUGUCUUUCCUCCUCUUCCUCACCUAUGGCUACCUGACAGUGAGAUUGUCCUUCCACCAUCACUUUUCCUCUCCCACUCUCUUUUUCACCACCGUCUUUUCUCUCCCCUUCCUCAGCUUCAACCCUCCCUUCACUUUGAUCUUUCCUUUCCUUGCACCUGUCCGUCAUCUAUCUGCUUUCUUUUGGAGUGAGGAUGCCAGUGUUGGAGGAGCUUUGGGGCCCAGAUCUCAGGAUGCGGGACUCCGGUCUCGGUGUUGGGGUCGAAGUCGGGGUCUGUCCAGAUGAGGCUCCCCGUUCACCGCUCUGGGGGCCUCUCAGGAUGCCUCCUGUUACCUGCGGGGGCCUGUCGCUGGCCCUGGAGCUUCCUGCCCUCAUACGGCACCUCAGGGCGGCCUGGAAGGCUCGCAGGGGAGGCCCUCUGGGGCCUGAGAGAAGUCAGAAGAGCGCUUGGGUACAAGCAGAGAAGGAAGAGGUAGAGGAGGUGAAGAAUGACAUAGAGGACAGGAGCGCUCAUCUUGAGGCUGAUGGCAGACUGAACACUAGUCAUGCUGGUGUGUUGCUGGUUGAGAGACGAGGCUCCUACCCGCUGAUUGACCUGCGAAUCCUCAAAACCAGUACCCAGCAGGGGGAGGUAGAGUCCGGCACCAGGAGAAAGGUGAAGCGUCUGCUGAGCUUUCAGAGAUACUGCCACGCCUCCAGGCUGCUCAGGGGGUUGGUGCCCCACACCCCAGGGUCACUGCACCUGCUGGACGAUGACUACCUGGGACAAGCUGUGCACAUGCUAUCUAAAGUAGGCACAUGGAACUUUGACAUUUUCCUCUUUGACCGUCUUACAAAUGGUAACAGCCUGGUGACUCUGAUGUGCCAUCUAUUCAAUGUCUACGGUCUCAUUCACCACUUCCAGCUGGACAUGGUCAAACUACACAGGUUUCUUGGCAUGGUUCAAGACGACUACCACUCCCAGAAUCCCUAUCACAAUGCUGUUCAUGCUGCUGAUGUCACUCAAGCCAUGUACUGCUACCUGAAGGAGCCCAAGCUGGCAGAGCAGCUGAGUCCUCUGGACGUGUUCCUGGGUCUGAUGGCAGCAGCGGCCCACGACGUGGACCAUCCAGGGGUCAACCAGCCCUUCCUCAUCAAGACCCGACACCACCUGGCAUCCCUCUACCAGAACACGUCUGUGCUGGAGAGUCACCACUGGAGAUCCACAGUGGGCAUGCUGCGAGAGUCAGGACUGCUGUCCCACCUGCCUGCUGACAUGUCGCAGGACAUGGAGCAGCAGCUGGGCUCUCUCAUCCUGGCUACAGACAUCAGCAGGCAGAACGAGUUCCUGUUGACCUUCAGAGAACAUCUGGACAACCAGGACUUAGAUCUUCAACUCACUUCACACAGGCAUUUCAUACUGCAGAUUGCUCUGAAGUGUGCGGACAUCUGUAAUCCGUGUCGGGUUUGGGAGCUGAGCAGACAGUGGAGUGAGAGGGUGUGUGAGGAGUUCUACAGACAGGGUGACCUGGAGAGAAAGAUUGACUUGGAGAUAAGUCCUCUAUGUAACCAGCAGGCUGACUCUGUCCCAGCCAUUCAGAUAGGGUUCAUCUCCUACAUUGUGGAGCCUCUGUUUGAGGAGUGGUACCGCUUCACUGAGCCCAGCUCGCUCAGCCAGACCAUGAUGGGUCAUUUGCACAAGAACAAGGCCCGCUGGAGCCAACUGCGAUAUGCGCACACACCUUCAGACAUGCAAAAACAACCUCAUUCUGAGGAGCCCGUGCCUGAAGGAGGAGGAAAGGGGGAAGACAUCCCUUAAUCUCCAUCUUGUUUCUUGAGGCGUUUUAUCUCCCUUUGUGAACGGAGGAGGAGUGUUUAACCACCUCCUUGUUGGUUCUCCAGCAGAUUUUCUCCCACUGCUGGUUGUUCGCAGCUUCUGAAAGUGGGAGCACUGGAAGGGAGUCUGGCUUGGAUUCAUGAGAAAUGGCUCCCUCUGCUGGAGCAGAGGAUUAUAGCCCUGCAGGGGGGAAAAAUAAGAUGGAGAGAUUCAAGGUUGGGCAGAUGGAGGAUAAUCUUAGUAAAUAUAUGCCAAUUUGAUAAAGUUAUGCCUUUCUCUUUGACCCUGUGAUAUAGCAAACUAUCUGAGAAAAGCAGGAAUACUAUUAAAAGGUUGUGGCUGAUGAAAGAGGAGGGAUCAGUGAAGACAAAUAUUGUUUGCACAAUGCUGCUAGAACAGUAAUGAAAAAUCCAAAAUUAUAUACAAGUCAGCUGGGCUGUGCUGGAAAAGAUGACAUAAAAUAAAUAAUAGAAAAAGAGGAAUAUAUCCUAUAUUAUGCUUUUUAAACUUUUAGACAAGACAUACUGCAUUAAGCUCUUUUCACUUUUCCUCUUUUUGUACAGCUUUCACUUAUAUUAGAUGCUCUUUCUUACAAGUGUCUCACUUAUCUACUUUUCACUGACAUGCGUUUUUAACUCAAGCACUAAGUUGGUAUGUCAAGGUACUGUAAAAUGUAUUCUGUUUUAAUGGUGUAACUUGUAAGACUGACUGAAUAGGCCGAUACAAAAUAAUGACUGACACAAAGUCAGCUUGAUGGUUUUUCUGGACUUGAGCAAACUCACCGAUGUGGAGAACACAAACAAGAGCCAAGUGUUUGUGUUCAUGUAUUGUUAUGAACAGUAUAAUCUGUACUUACUGUGACAUACAACCUCAGCACUUCACAUGCCAAAAUCUCAGCAAUGUAUUAACCUUUUUACUGGGUGUGGAUAUUGGGAAAUGUAACUCUUAUACUGGUGUGACCUUAAAAACAACUUAAUGGGUACAUUUAUGUAUCGGAUAACCUCUCUUUACAAGCUCAUAUACAACAAGGCCUUAACAGCAACUUGGUCUGUCUGUGAACAAGCUUUCUUAUACUUCAUUUCUGCCUGUUUGUUUUUCAGCCAUACCAGCAUACUGAAACACACACACACACACACACACACACACACACACACACACACACACACACACACACACACACACACACACACACACACACACACACACACACAGUACUGUAGCAGCUUGUUUCCUGUUUGAUCUUUCACCCAGUAUCAGGGUCAGAUUUUGUCUUAUACCCAUUCAUCAUUGCCAAGGUGCCAAUGUACUGUUCUGACACAUCAUCUCACUGCUCUGUUACCUCUCUAAUGCAUUUAGAUUACUUUCUUUUUACACAUACUGCAGGCACUGUGUGCACUGCAUCUUAUGUCAUGAACAGACUUGGGCCAAUUAGUAAUUGCAAAUACCUCUAAUUAUAAUAUGUAAUUCACUAUGUCCUGCAGUGAGAUUCAAGACAAUUAAAAUGUCUCUUACAGAAAAGUAUAUACAGUCAUUCAUUAUUAAAAAUAUAUACAAUCUUAAAUUAUACUGUACAUGUGUAAUUUUAAUGGUGAAACUGAUAUAAACUGUAUAUAAAGUAUUUGUAAACGCUAGUUGGUCCAAGUGUAAGCUGUACUGAUAUAAAACAGAAUUUUUUUUUUUAACCACUAAAUAUGUAUAGUUACAAUUGUCACAUUUAAGAUUCACAACGGCACUGCCGAGGCUGUGCACACGGUGCUAACAGAGGCCCCGGCCCCCACGUCUUCCCUGAACUAUAGAGGAAUAACCUGAGCUUUAUGAUUCUAACAACCCAGCUAACACACAGUAUAUUCUAUAUAAAAUGUAUAUUUUAAAGUUAUCACACCUCAAAUAUUGACAAUUAUCUAAAAUAAAAUUAACAAUAUAUGAUGCAUUUCUGAAAGUUUAUUUUUAAAAUUAACUGUGUGCAGUGCAAUAAAGUUAAGUCCUGGCCAAGUUGUAAGAAAGCAGACAUAUUCAUAUCUAUCUAUAGCUCUGGUAAAUUAAUAAGCAAAUCAGUCAUGUCUUCGCUAUAGCACUCCCACUGGUAACUCCCACGCUAUGUAACACUAUUAAGUGCACACCGUUUAUUACUGCCGCAUUGUAGACCUAGUUGAGACAGGAGGCGUCAGGCUGCCUUGUAUUUCGAUACCUCUCUGAAUCAGCACUGAUACAGGUUUACUGAGCCAUACUGGUUUCACUAACAAGUACAAAUAUUUACUGUAUGUGUUUAAUAAACAUUUUUAUGCCGAAGUGAUUAUUAUGCCAGACUCAAUAUAAUUAUAAUCUUAUUAAAAAGAAGUUACUUUCACAAACUGUGACUGUGAUUAUCAUCAGAUCAGACACAACUAAUGGACAAAAUUUAAAAGGAAUACUAAUAUGUCUGUAAACGAUGACAGAGGUAGUUGAGUUAGUCACCUGAUGGUCUGAAAGACUAACCCAUCCCAGUGCCCCGGUAGUAAUCGAACAGUAUGCUUUUCUUUUUUUGACCUGCAAAAUUAAAAGCGGGUCACACUGAGGCAGAUACACCAUGUGAAAAAUUUAACAGAUCUCACCACACUGUCCGCUUAGUUGUGGAGAUGUAGAUGUUCAAAUUUCUGUUUUCUCUGAAUACUUCAAGCACCUCUUAUCUAUGUUGUUCAAAGUUCAUUCUUAACCAGCAGCUGAGAAAUAAUAUGUCACCAUAAGAUCCAUUAAGUAGCUUUCAGUCAUAUCAUAUGAAAUUUUACGUUCAGAUUUCUGUUCUCUCAGAGUACAGAUAGCUACUGAUAGCAGGAGAUAGCUAAAGUACAUGCUACCUUAAUGUCUUCGGAGAAAAAAAAGAAUCUGCUUAGUAAUUAUUACAGACUUUUUGAAUGGGACCCUUCAAAUGAAGCCAAUGAUAUCCAAAAUUAAUUUUUGUACUGUUAUUAGUAACCAUAACUAACAGUGCAUGAGUUGAUAGAGAUGUUUGCGCUGUGUUCUAUCAAGUGAUCCAAACAAGACUGACUUGUCUAAUCUGAAUCUCUGUAUUUUGGUGUUUGAAUGGGUCAUCUGACUUCUUGACUGUAUACGUUUGUCCUGACAACCAGCCUCUGAGCACUGUGAACAAUAAAAUAAAUGUUUUACAAUUAA